UCACGGUACUGCGCGUGGAUCUGCUCUCUGCUUGUUUACACUCCACGCGCUGCUCCGCCUGGAACCUGUCGCCGCUGCUCUCGCGCUCACCUCCCGGACCGCUCCUUCACCUCCCGGACCGCUCAUGUUCCAGGUCCGCGGCGCCGCGGCCCUGACGCGUUCAGGGGCGGACAUUCACUUCAGACGGCUGCUCUCCUCCCGGAGGCUCCGCUCCACGUCCGCCUCACCGGCGACGACCCGCACCGAGCGGCGGGACGAUGCGGGAAUCCGCGGCGGGGCUUGGGGUGCGGCGGGGCGGACGGAGUCUCACGGACACCCCGGCACCACUAAUGAGAUCUCCGUGGACUUCGAGCAGACCCAGGAAGCUUACAAGAGCAAAGACUCAUUAGAGCUGCUCAGAAGUUUGGUGGUUUUCAAACUUUGUUCUUAUGACUUCCUGGUUGACAGGAAUAAAGAGAUAAUGGAUCUUGGGAAGAAGGUCCUCGGCCAGAAAGUUUUCGACCAGUUCAUGAAGAUGACGUUCUACGGCCAGUUCGUGGCUGGAGAAGACCACAGGUCCAUCAAACCGCUCAUCCAGAAGAACCAGGCGUUCGGCGUCGGCUCUGUCCUGGACUACAGCGUGGAGGAAGACAUCAGUGAAGAGAAAGAGACGGACUUGCAGAACGCAUCCUUUGCAGAGACAGAGAGCAUAGGCGUGAGCCACAGAGAGGGAAAACAUAAAGUGCACAAACAAUCCGGGGACCGAGGUGGGGGAGCGACUGAAGCUCGCACGUAUUUCCACUCAGACGAGGCCAAAUGUGACCGGCACAUGGAAACCUUUAUCAAAUGCAUCAAAGCAUCUGGUGGGGCUUCAGCGGACGGCUUCGCCGCCAUCAAGCUGACUGCGCUGGGACGACCUCAGUUUCUGCUCCAGUUCUCAGAGGUGCUGCUGAAAUGGCAGCGAUUUUUCACCUUUCUGUCAGCACAGCAGGGGAAAGAUGGCAUGGAGGCCUUAGACCAGAGGCUGGAGCUCGCACAACUGCAGGAGUUUUUGACCAAACUGGGUGCAAAAGGAGAUUUCCACGGCUGGUUUACUGGAAAGAGUGAAGAAUCUGUGGAAUGCAUUGACAUGCUCGACUGGAACAGCCUGAUAGAUGACAGAACAAAGAUAUCGGAUUUGCUUGUUGUUCCAAACAUUGAGCUUGGUGAGCUGGAGCCUCUGCUGAAGCAGUUCACCGUGGAGGAAGAGGAUCAAAUGAAGAGAGUGUUGCAGCGCGUCGAUGUCUUGGCAAAGCUCGCCCAGGAGAACGGCGUCCGUCUGAUGGUGGAUGCGGAGCAAACCUAUUUCCAGCCGGCCAUCAGCAGGCUGACGCUGGAAAUGCAGAGAGUUUACAACCGAGAGACGCCCGUCAUCUUCAACACCUAUCAGUGCUACCUAAAGGAAGCUUACAGCAGUGUGACGAUGGAUGUGGAACUGUCUCGACGGGAGGGCUGGCACUUCGCGGCCAAGCUGGUGCGCGGGGCCUACAUGUAUCAGGAGCGCGACCGGGCAAAAGAGUUUGGAUACGAAGAUCCCAUUAACCCCAACUAUGAGACCACCAACUGGAUGUAUCAUAGGUGCCUGGACUACGUUCUGGAUGAGAUUGCUCUCAACCGAAAGGCGAAUGUGAUGGUGGCUUCCCAUAAUGAAGACACCGUUAAACACACGUUAAUGAGGAUGAAAGAGCUUGGCCUCUCACCAACAGAGAACAAAGUGUUCUUUGGUCAACUCCUGGGCAUGUGUGAUCAGAUCAGCUUCCCCCUGGGCCAGGCGGGCUUCCCCGUCUAUAAGUACGUCCCGUACGGGCCGGUGAACGAGGUCAUGCCGUACCUGUCCCGGCGGGCGCAGGAGAACCGAGGCUUCAUGAAGGGCGUCCAGAAGGAGAGGGAGCUGCUGUGGAAGGAGCUGAAACGCAGACUUGCCUCCGGGGACCUCCUCUACAGACCUGCGUACUGAACACACAGCAGAGAAGAAGACAGAAAACAAAGUAUUUUGUCUUUUUUGGGGGGGAAAGCUGCUGUGUGGCUUUCCGUUCCAUCUUUCCCCAUCUUCGAAUGUGUCCUGUUUUUUCAACCUGUCCUGGGUUUUUCUUGCUGAUGGACUGCUCCCUCAUGCCAUUCUCUCUUUUUUUUCCUGUCUCGCCGCUGUUGUUAUUCUCCAUUCUCAGUGAUGUUUCUUCUCCUUUCCCCCGCCCCCCUGUAGUUGUAUACAACCUAUUGUUCUCUCUACUUCUUACCUUAUCUGCCUCUAGAUCCAUAAGCAUUCCUCAUUUCUGUCCUCCUGUUUUCUAUAGAGUGCCUGGUAUCCAUCAAAUGGACAUCUUUACUGCUCCAAAAGGCCUCCCUAAAAUGUCAACAAGACUUGGCUGGCCAUCCUUUUCCUUACUGUCCGAUUUAUCAUAAAUAAGAGACAGAAAUAAUACAAAGGUAACAGGGUAGAUUCAAAUUGUAGCAAAGAAAGCACUCCAUAUUUAGUUCUGUUCAAUACGUUACUGUCAGCAGGUGUUUGUGGGCUGUGUGUUGGUGUACUGCUGGAUUUUAAUCAGUGUGUGUAAUGAGUGAGUGAGGGAGUUCACCCAGCAAAUCCCUCUUGUUCUCAGAGUGUCUUUUAUUGUAUUUACCAGAAGGGGCUAAAUUCUCAGUCAGGGAGGAGUUACAAGGGGAAAAAAAUGUGCAUUAGUUACUCAGGGAGUGAAUCUCACUUUCAAUACAAGGGUAGUUUUUGUUUUUUGUUUUUGCUGUCAUUGUGUUAUAGAAUAGAUCCACACUGUGCAGUUGUGAUGUUUGGUCAUUGUAAAUAAAUCGACACCAACUGUA
This is a messenger RNA of Salarias fasciatus (jewelled blenny), 2835 nucleotides long. RefSeq names its product proline dehydrogenase (oxidase) 1b (gene prodhb). The coding region runs from base 125 to 1975 and encodes 616 amino acids. The record is from RefSeq and is a predicted model, not a curated record. The transcript is spliced from 14 exons. Gene Ontology annotation, cellular component: mitochondrion. Gene Ontology annotation, molecular function: FAD binding; proline dehydrogenase activity. NCBI's taxonomy places the organism in Eukaryota, Metazoa, Chordata, Actinopteri, Blenniiformes, Blenniidae.